Chrysochloris asiatica (Cape golden mole) is the source of this 2235-nucleotide messenger RNA. RefSeq names its product neuregulin 2 (gene NRG2). NCBI's taxonomy places the organism in Eukaryota, Metazoa, Chordata, Mammalia, Afrosoricida, Chrysochloridae. The record is from RefSeq and is a predicted model, not a curated record. The transcript is spliced from 12 exons. Gene Ontology annotation, molecular function: signaling receptor binding. Gene Ontology annotation, biological process: intracellular signal transduction; nervous system development; animal organ development. Bases 1 to 2235 code for a protein of 744 amino acids.
AUGCGGCAGGUUUGCUGCUCAGCGCUGCCGCCGCCGCCACUAGAGAAGGGUCGGUGCAGCAGCUACAGCUACAGCGACAACAGCAGCAGCAGCAGCAGCGAGAGAAGCAGCAGCAGCGAGAGCGGCAGCAGCAGCAGAAGCAGCAGCGGCAGCGGCGGCAGCAGCAUCUCCCGUCCCGCUGCGCCCCCAGAGCCGCGGCCGCCGCAACAGCCGCAGCCCCGCAGCCCCGCAGCCCGGAGAGCCGCCGCCCGUUCGCGAGCCGCAGCCGCCGGCGGCAUGAGGCGCGACCCGGCCCCCGGCUUCUCCAUGCUGCUCUUCGGUGUGUCGCUCGCCUGCUACUCGCCCAGCCUCAAGUCGGUGCAGGACCAGGCGUACAAGGCACCCGUGGUGGUGGAGGGCAAGGUACAAGGACUGGCCCCAGCCAGCGGCUCCAGCUCCAACAGCACCCGCGAACCGCCCGCCUCGGGUCGGGUGGCGCUGGUGAAGGUACUGGACAAGUGGCCGCUCCGGAGCGGGGGGCUGCAGCGCGAGCAGGUGAUCAGCGUGGGCUCCUGUGCGCCGCUCGAAAGGAACCAGCGCUACAUCUUUUUCCUGGAGCCCACGGAGCAACCCUUAGUCUUUAAGACGGCCUUUGCCCCCCUCGACACCAACGGCAAAAACCUCAAGAAAGAGGUGGGCAAGAUCCUGUGCACCGAUUGCGCCACCCGACCCAAGCUGAAGAAGAUGAAGAGCCAGACGGGACAGGUGGGUGAGAAGCAAUCGCUGAAGUGUGAGGCAGCAGCCGGUAACCCCCAGCCUUCCUACCGUUGGUUCAAGGAUGGCAAGGAGCUCAAUCGCAGCCGAGAUAUUCGCAUCAAGUAUGGCAAUGGCAGAAAGAACUCACGACUCCAGUUCAACAAGGUGAAGGUGGAAGACGCUGGGGAGUAUGUCUGCGAGGCUGAGAACAUCCUGGGCAAAGACGUGGUGCGGGGCCGGCUCCACGUCAACAGUGUGAGCACCACUCUGUCAUCCUGGUCGGGACAUGCCCGGAAGUGCAAUGAGACAGCCAAGUCCUAUUGUGUCAAUGGAGGUGUCUGCUACUACAUCGAAGGCAUCAACCAGCUCUCCUGCAAGUGUCCUGUGGGAUACACCGGGGACAGGUGUCAGCAGUUCGCAAUGGUCAACUUCUCCAAGCACCUUGGAUUUGAAUUAAAGGAAGCUGAGGAGCUGUACCAGAAGCGGGUCCUCACUAUCACCGGCAUUUGUGUGGCUCUGCUGGUCGUGGGCAUCGUCUGCGUGGUAGCUUACUGCAAGACCAAAAAACAACGGAAGCAGAUGCACAACCAUCUCCGGCAGAACAUGUGCCCAGCCCACCAGAACCGGAGCUUGGCCAACGGGCCCAGCCAUCCACGACUGGACCCUGAAGAGAUCCAGAUGGCAGAUUAUAUCUCCAAGAAUGUACCAGCCACAGAUCAUGUCAUCCGGAGAGAAACUGAGACCACCUUCUCUGGGAGCCACUCCUGUUCUCCUUCUCACCACUGCUCUACCGCCACACCCACCUCCAGCCACAGACAUGAGAGCCACACGUGGAGCUUGGAGCGUUCUGAGAGCCUAACUUCUGACUCCCAGUCGGGCAUCAUGUUGUCAUCAGUGGGCACCAGCAAGUGCAACAGUCCAGCAUGUGUGGAGGCCCGGGCGCGACGGGCAGCAGCCUACAGCCUAGAGGAGCAGCGCAGGGCAGCCAUGCCACACUAUCAUGACUCCAUAGACUCCCUACGGGAUUCUCCACACAGCGAGAGGUACGUGUCGGCCCUGACCACACCUGCGCGCCUCUCUCCCGUGGAUUUCCACUACUCGCUGGCUACGCAGGUGCCGACUUUCGAGAUCACAUCUCCCAACUCGGCGCAUGCCGUGUCGCUGCCUCCUGCCGCGCCCAUCAGCUACCGCCUGGCGGAGCAGCAGCCGCUACUGCGGCACCCGGCACCCCCAGGCCCCGGCUCCGGCCCCGGGCCCGGCGUGGACAUGCAGCGCAGCUAUGACAGCUACUAUUACCCCGCAGCUGGGCCGGGGCCGCGGCGCGGGGCAUGCGCGCUCGGCGGCAGCCUGGGCAGCCUGCCCGCCAGCCCGUUUCGUAUCCCAGAGGACGACGAGUAUGAGACUACGCAGGAGUGCGCGCCUCCGCCACCGCCGCGGCCGCGCGCUCGCGGCUCCAACAAACAACUCUCUCCUGGCCCUCUCCUAAGGAAUAGUUACUAG